GAGAGAUUCCCAGAGAAGUCAGAAACCGAAGGGAGCAUCGCCGUCGCCGCCGCCGCCGCGGGAUGUCGUCGUCGUCGAGCACUGGACCGACGGGCGUGGCGGUGUCUCCGGAGGUCGCGGCCGCGCUAGCGCGGGGCGGCGCAGUCGUUGCCCUCGAGUCCACCAUCAUCUGCCACGGCAUGCCCUACCCGAAGAAUCUCCAGACCGCCAUGGAGGUGGAGGCCAUCAUGAGGGAGAACGGCGCGGUUCCUGCCACUAUAGCCAUUCUCGAUGGUGUGCCGCAUGUUGGGCUCAGCAGUGAGCAAUUGAAGGGAUUGGCUGUAAGUGGAAGACAGUUUCAGAAGACGGCUAGAAGGGAUAUUGCACAUGUGGUUGCCUCUGGUGGUAAUGGCGCAACAACAGUUUCUGCCACUAUGUUUUUUGCAUAUAAGGUUGGCAUACCGAUUUUUGUAACUGGAGGGAUUGGAGGUGUGCACAGAAGUGGUGAACAGACCAUGGACAUCUCCUCAGACUUAACUGAACUUGGAAAGACUCCUGUCACUGUGAUAUCAGCCGGUGUGAAGUCUAUUUUGGACAUACCACGGACACUUGAGUACCUGGAAACUCAAGGAGUAACGGUUGCUGCCUACAAAACCAAUGAAUUUCCCGCUUUCUUUACAGAUGUCAGUGGAUGUAAGGUGCCAUGUCGAGUUGAUUCUCCAGAAGAGUGUGCCAAGAUAAUAUAUGCAAACAAUAAUUUAAAUCUAGGAUCUGGGAUUCUGAUUGCUGUUCCAAUUCCCAAGGAACAUGCGGCUUCAGGAAAUGCUAUAGAGUCCGCAAUACAGAAAACCCUCAAGGAAGCAGAGGAUAGAAAUAUAAUAGGAAACGCGAUAACCCCGUUCAUGCUUGACAGGGUGAAAGUACUAACCGGAGGAUCUUCGUUAGAAGCCAAUAUUGCACUUGUAAAGAACAAUGCUCUUGUUGGUGCCAAAAUUGCUGUAGCCCUUUCUGACCUUCGCCAGAGCGUAACAAACAGAUUUCGGAGAUCUGCUUUAUAGAGUGCAUGUACAAAGGCAAGCAAGGUCUGAAACUUUGGGCAUCCUGUUCGCUCUCACUAUUUAUGCUUGUACAAUUAGCUGGAAUAUCGUAGCAAAACCAUCUUUUUCUGGCACUAUGCGGUUGCAUGAUUUGUAGCGAGAUUUACGAGUGUAAGCCUGCGUUGGCGCAUUCCACUUCAGCAUAUCGUGCUUUUUUUUUAUCCGAUUUCAUGUUUUCACCAUAAAAUGAUGAAAGUUUGAACUGGACAUUUACC
Molecule: messenger RNA, 1291 nt
Organism: Oryza brachyantha (malo sina)
Lineage: Eukaryota; Viridiplantae; Streptophyta; Magnoliopsida; Poales; Poaceae
Product: pseudouridine-5'-phosphate glycosidase
Exons: 12
Coding region: 63-1037 (324 amino acids)
Molecular function (GO): pseudouridylate synthase activity
Source: RefSeq, a predicted model, not a curated record